UCCUGUUAAAGCUGAAAUUCUCAUUCAUGGCGACUCUCUCUUCUUCUUCUUCGUCUUCAGAACUCCACUGUUCUUCAAACAAUUGCUUCGGUUUCUCUCUCUCUCUGCCAAAAACCCAAAAGCCUCAAGAUUUUAUUUUGAGCUUGAAAAAGUUGCAGUAGCAGAAGACUCUGCUCUCGACCGUUAGAGCCAAAACGAAGACCCAGAAAAUAGGGAGUGGAAAGGGAGAAAUGUCCAACUCACAAGCUCUGUUUUUCAGUAAGGGGCCUUCCAGAACCAUCUGGGUUGCUGCUUAUUGUCACAAUAGGCUCAAGAAAGACAGAGUUUCAGUCACCGACAUCUCUGCUUCUGUUGAUGAGAUCAUGGAAUAUGAAGUAACAUUAACAUACAGAGUACUUGGUUAUCUUCUCCUCGGUGUGGUGAGGAUAUACUCAAACAAAGUUGACUAUCUUUACAAUGACUGUAAUGACAUUUUGGCCAGAAUAAAUAAUUUUUCAGUUGCCAGAAAAUCUAAUCUGCAAAUUGAAGCCAUGUCUGCACCACAUGUCUCUUUCACUUUUCCAGAAAGGUUUGAACUUGAUAGUUUUGAUGUAGAGGUCCCAGAAGAUGUAAACAGGCGGAACAUCAGACCACGUGAAGAGAUCACGCUUGAAGCAUUUGAGGAUGAAGCAAGAAAGCAUUGUUCUCUAAACAAGUAUCACAGCAUUGAACCAUCUUUUCAGUUGGAUAUCUACCCUUCUGUACAUGCAACAUUUGAUGAUGCUUCUUCACCUAUAUUGGAUCUUGAUACGGUGGUCAAUAUGGUGGUCAGCCAUUCUCUGAAUCCAAGCAAUUUAGAAGCAAGCACGGAGAUGGUUCAAUUUAGUCCGUUCCUUCAAGAAGAAUGUCAGGACCUAAACGUGUUAGGAAUAGAGGUUCCCCUGGACAUGGAUCCACAAUUUGAUAAGGGGGAUUAUCGAACAGAGAAGAUAAAUUUCCCAGAGAUACCACAGUUGGAUAUUGAGGAACAUCGUGUCUUUGGUGAGGACCACCCAGUUGCUAUUACUCCUGUUCAAAUUCCACAAGAAUCUGGGUCUUCAUACCCUGACAUGUUUGGUGGUACUGAGGAACCUAUGGACCUGGCUCCACAAUUCGAUGAAGUGGAUAUUCAAGUGAAGAGGAUAAAGUUUCUGGAAAUACCACCAUUGGAAAUAGAACAUAAUGUUUUUACUGAAGACCAUCAAAUUGCUAUUACACCCGAUGGAACUCAGCCUGAAUUGCCAUUUGCUUCAGGAUCUGCUACACCUGAAUCUAUGGUUCAUCCCACACCUGCUCAGAAGGAGCAAGUUCGGAAAUCAAGGAAGAGAAUUCAUGUCCAUGAUGAUGUUACAAGGUUGCGUAGCAAGUUGUCAAAGAAGAAGACACCCAGUGGUUUAGUAACUAGACGGAGGAAAGUUUCCCAUACUUCUUUUGAUGUGUGGAGAGCCCAUAUAAGAUCCAGGAUUAAGCAGGAUUUCAUGGAGCCUCUGCUUGUUGGUAUUUCAUCAGAGCUUAAAACUCCCUUUUAUGAAAGGAAUGCUAACAAUGAAGGACCAGCUGAAGUUGCUGUAAGCCCCCGUCUUUCAGCAGAGUUGGCAUUAGAAACACCAUGUAUAUCUUCAGGACAAGGAGCCAUGUUUCAAGAAUAUUCUGAUGACGAGUCAAUGCCAAUGAGUCCUGUUGAGGUUCCCAAUACCCCCAUGGCUCAAGUUCCAAGUGUAGAAAAAGAGCUCUCACCAAUUGUGACAGAGGAUCUAAUGCUCGAUCUAUUAAAUGAGGAUGCCAGCCCCCAUGAAGGAAAUAACCAGGACAUGGAUGGAUGGACACAUAGAACUAGGGAAGUGGCAAGGCAUCUACAGAAAAGCUUCAUAAAUCAGAAGGACCAGAAAGAUAAGGAAAGUCUGAGUUUGGGCAGUGUUUUGGAAGGAAGAACAAGAAAGGGUAGUGCUAGAGUAUUUUAUGAGAUAUUGGUAUUAAAGACCAGAGGGGUUGUUGAUGUGAAACAAGAACAUUCAUAUGAUGACAUUCUGGUGCUGAAAACCCCUCAAUUGGAAAGAAUAUGAUUCAGCAGACCAAGCAUUAGAAAUGUACAGUAAAUUCCUGUGUUGGGAGAUUUUGGUGAUUAGAGACUUGAUUUCCUAUUUAUAUCGGAAGUUGGAUGUAUAUAUAUCCCUCAUUGGUUGGGAAGAGGCGUAGACCGCAGUUCGUGUACAUUAGUAUAUAAUGUCAUAUUUAUUGUCAUGUACAUUCUUUUUUAUAAUCUCCCUUGAUUCUGUUUCUUCCUUGGGCAUUCUCAUGUAUAUUCAGAAGUCUUCUUUCACCUUUUUUUAUUUUUUGCUAAUUUUUUCCCUUAAGGAUUAGAAACAGCUAAGACGCUGCCUUCAUCUGAACUAAAUUUAUUUCCUGUUAAUAAAUUGGGGCUUUUUUAUUUGUUUA
Messenger RNA from Macadamia integrifolia, 2454 nucleotides. RefSeq names its product sister chromatid cohesion 1 protein 2-like. The transcript is spliced from 13 exons. The record is from RefSeq and is a predicted model, not a curated record. Lineage: Eukaryota; Viridiplantae; Streptophyta; Magnoliopsida; Proteales; Proteaceae. The coding region runs from base 231 to 2081 and encodes 616 amino acids. Gene Ontology annotation, cellular component: synaptonemal complex; cohesin complex. Gene Ontology annotation, molecular function: chromatin binding; protein binding. Gene Ontology annotation, biological process: mitotic sister chromatid cohesion; replication-born double-strand break repair via sister chromatid exchange; synaptonemal complex assembly.